ACGAGGCUCGGCGCGCCCCUGAGAAUUUUUCUAUUUAAAUGACUUAAAACCUUCCUUUAGACUCUUGGCACCGGUAGAGGGAGGACAAUUACCCUGUGUUCCUGGGUGAGGUGCCCGGGCUCUGCUGGGCAGACCUGGAAUGUAACCGGCUGUGCGCUCUGACGCUCGAGGGAGGGGGCAACCGGAGAGGAUCCCCUGAGAUCCUGGGUAGGCCUGGAGGGCUGGAAGGGCUGAGGGGACCCGAGAGCACAGAGCCCAGGAGUCUCAGAACCCACACUUGGCCUUGCUGUCGCCUCUUGCUGCUCCACCUUCCCAGUUCCUUAGCAUCCUUCCUGGAGAGCUCAGCGUCAUGGACUGCAAUAAAGGAUGCUUGGCAGAAUGUAUGGCAGAAGGCGGACCCAUGGACGUGGUGGAGACGUUUCAGGCUAAAGAUCUGAUCAUCAGCCCGGCUACCACCUUAAAGGCAAAGCCAGACCCCAGUAAUCUAGUUUUUGGAACUGUCUUCACGGAUCAUAUGUUAACAGUGGAGUGGUCCUUGGAGACUGGGUGGGAGAAACCUCACAUCAAGCCACUUCAGAACCUGUCUCUCCACCCUGGCUCUUCAGCAUUGCACUAUGCAGUAGAGUUAUUUGAAGGAUUGAAGGCAUUUCGAGGAGUAGAUAAUAAAAUCCGACUGUUUCGGCCAAAGCUCAACAUGGACAGAAUGCACCGAUCAGCCAGGAGGGCCACUUUGCCGGGUUUUGAUCAGGAAGAGCUUCUAGAAUGCAUUAAACAACUUGUCAAACUAGAACAAGAUUGGGUCCCACAUUCAACGUCUGCAAGUCUGUACAUCCGCCCAACGUUCAUUGGAACGGAGCCUUCUCUCGGGGUCAAGAAGCCAAGCAAAGCCCUUAUCUUUGUCAUCUUGAGCCCCGUGGGACCUUAUUUUGCCAGUGGAACCUUUAAUCCAGUGUCGCUAUGGGCCAAUCCAAAGUAUAUCAGAGCCUGGAAAGGAGGCACUGGCGACUGCAAGAUGGGAGGGAACUAUGCAUCAUCUCUGUAUGCCCAAUGUGAAGCAGCAGAAAAUGGGUGCCAGCAGGUCCUGUGGCUUUACGGAGAAGAUAAUCAGAUCACUGAGGUUGGAACCAUGAAUCUCUUUCUCUACUGGAUCAAUGAAGACGGAGAAGAAGAGCUGGCGACCCCUCCGCUAGAUGGCAUUAUCCUCCCAGGAGUGACACGACAGAGUAUUCUGGACCUGGCACGCACAUGGGGUGAAUUUAAGGUGUCGGAGCGGUAUCUGACCAUGAGUGACUUGACUUCAGCCCUGAAGGGUGGCCGAGUACGGGAGAUGUUUGGCUCAGGGACAGCCUGUGUGGUCUGCCCAGUUUCUGAGAUCCUGUACAAGGACCAGACUCUCCACAUUCCCACCAUGGACAAUGGGCCGAAGCUUGCAAGCCGCAUCUUGAACAAGCUGAGCGAUAUUCAGUAUGGAAAAGAAGAGAGUGACUGGACUGAGUUGGUAUCCUGAGUACUCGGUGCGGGUGUCACCUAUAUGCUGCUGGAACAAACCAGACUGCUGCUUUGGACUUAGGCUAGAUUUCUGUGGUUCUGUGUUCAUAGCUGUGCUUUCACGUAACUUAUCUCCAGCCAAUGAUGGCUUCCCCGUGCAGGAGAAGAUGAACUGCAAUCCUCAAACGGUGUCUCACAAACUUAGUAGUAGAAACUCACCUUAACUUUUCUCUUGGAAUGAUUGAUAAUCAUCCAGGCCACAGAACUUAAAAUUUCCCUUUCUAAUCUAGUGCCCCCCCUUGUCUUUUAAGCACCAACAUCCAAAGGUCUGUUUGUUCAUUGGCAUAAAUUAUGUUCUGCUUUUCAACCAAACAAGUGUUUCUGGGUUUGCAACUUGGUUGGAGUAAAGUACAUAGGUAUC
Suncus etruscus (white-toothed pygmy shrew) is the source of this 1909-nucleotide messenger RNA. It is a transcript of the gene BCAT1, whose product is annotated as branched chain amino acid transaminase 1. Gene Ontology annotation, cellular component: mitochondrion. Gene Ontology annotation, molecular function: branched-chain-amino-acid:2-oxoglutarate transaminase activity. Gene Ontology annotation, biological process: L-valine biosynthetic process; L-leucine biosynthetic process. The transcript has 11 exons. Bases 350 to 1507 code for a protein of 385 amino acids. NCBI's taxonomy places the organism in Eukaryota, Metazoa, Chordata, Mammalia, Eulipotyphla, Soricidae. The record is from RefSeq and is a predicted model, not a curated record.